AUGGGCAGGAAGAAUAGGCAUGCUUUGAUCCAGAGUCAAAAGGGAGGCGCCAAGAAGGGCGAAGGAUCAAAAGCAACACUCAACAAGACUAAGAAGGGCAAGAAUGUGUUCAAAGUAGCCUCGAAGAAGAAGGAUAAGGCCAAGAAAGCAGCAGCAAAUUUUAAAAAGGGAAAGGCUGGGAAGAAAGAAGCAAUCCAGAAUAAAUCUGAGAAACUAAAUGAGUCCCUUAAGACUCUUCACAAGGACAUGGUGGUGAAAAAGAAGGCUACCACUCCCAAGGCCAGUCCCUCAAAAGGGGGUCGUAAAUCACAGAAGAAAGCCCCAAAGACGAAAGAUGUGGAGGCUGGUCUUUCAAAUCUAGAUGUCUAG
This is a messenger RNA of Phlebotomus papatasi, 369 nucleotides long. RefSeq lists its product as uncharacterized. Lineage: Eukaryota; Metazoa; Arthropoda; Insecta; Diptera; Psychodidae. Bases 1 to 369 code for a protein of 122 amino acids. The record is from RefSeq and is a predicted model, not a curated record. The transcript has 2 exons.